Messenger RNA from Mucor mucedo, 1521 nucleotides. Its product is annotated as SBF-like CPA transporter family-domain-containing protein. The record is from RefSeq and is a predicted model, not a curated record. The transcript is spliced from 5 exons. Gene Ontology annotation, cellular component: plasma membrane. The coding region runs from base 133 to 1245 and encodes 370 amino acids. Lineage: Eukaryota; Fungi; Mucoromycota; Mucoromycetes; Mucorales; Mucoraceae.
CCCCCGCCUUGUUGUAUAAGCAAGCACGCACACUUUGUGAAACUUGUGCAAAUGACUCAGAAUAUAAAUAUAUUACUCGAUCUCGUUUUUUGAUAUUUUACGUUUUUUCUAUCUUUUUGAUCUCUCAUCAAAAUGUCUUCUACAGUGACAGAGACAGAUUUGAAACAGGAAGAAAUCGAUCUAUCGAAUCAGGAACCUUAUAAGCAGCCCGAACCCAGCCGAAGACAGGCGAUACAAAAGAAGGCCUAUGCAUUGUUCCUCCGCUACUGGUUUUUACUGGGUCUUGCCAUUGUCAUUGGAUUAGCAUGGGCUUUUCCACAAGUAGGUAAAGCCAAUGGUGAUAUCCAAGCGCAAUAUACAGUCAAAUGGGGAGCCGUCAUUAUCAUCUUUUUACUUUCAGGGCUUGGAUUAGAAGUCAGUGUGAUGUUAAAAACGAUUUUGCGUUGGCGCUUACAUGUAGUUGUUCAAUUCAUUAAUUUUAUUUUGCUUCCGUUUUUGAUGUAUGGUAUUGUAAGGUUCUUUAUUACGGUGCAUGCUGAUCUGGAUAUGACGGUGUAUAAAGGCUGGAUGAUUGCCUUAUCUACCAGCACAACUGUUUCAUCAAAUGCUAUCAUGACUCGUAAUGCAAAUGGAAAUGAUGGAGCGGCAUUGUUUAAUGCAGCAUUAGUAUUGGCUCCAUUAGUAUUGGGUCAAUUGAUCCGGUACCUUUUUCCGGUCCGGGUAAAGUAUUUAGCUGCCAAAUUCAAGUUUCCCAUCAUCAACAGUUUAGCUCUCUUGUGUCUGGUCUGGUCCGUCUUUUGUGAUGGUGUAGCCAGUGAUGCCUUUACUAAAAUGACGGCCGUAGAUAUUGUAGCUAUUAUCUUUGUAGACAUUUUCAUGUAUCUGUUUGGUUGUGCCGCCUGUUUGUUUGUAGCAAGGCUUCCAUGGCCAUUGAAGGAAGAGCCACAGUGGGUGACUCGAUGGAGGUUCUCGAAAAAAGAUUCUGUAGCCAUCAUGUAUUGUGGAGCAACCAAGACAGUAUCAAUGGGUAUUCCCUUGAUCAAUGUGUUAUAUUCCAGCAGCAGUUAUGGAGUAGUUGGAGUUCUCUCACUCCCAUUACUUAUGUAUCACAUUUGUCAGCUUUUUAUUGGAAAUUUUCAGGUACCAUUAUUAAAAAGAUGGAUUGAGGCUGAUGAAGAAGAUUCUUGCAGUGAGGCCACACAAGACGUGAUCCCUUUAUCGACGAUUAGAAAAAGAGGAAAUUAAACGGAGUUUUGAAGUUUGCUGCAAGUUAUUUAUAAUGUUUAAACCAGAACCAUUUAGGGAGAUGGAAGAAGAGAAAGGGUGAUGACCUAUUUAUAUAUGUUUUUUUAUUUUAUUGUAUGUAUAUAAAGAUGUGUACUGAUAUAAAAAAAGAAUGGUACAUAAGACAUUUAUAAAAGAAGGGAAACCAGCCCUGUUUUUUAUCGCCAGAAAGUUUUACAUGUUGGAGUUCAUAAAUGAUGUGGGAUAAUGUGAUGGGUUGAAUGGAGGUGGAGGGGG